AUGUGUGUUUUUUACUUUGGACUGGAAAAGAGGGAAGAAAAUGGAUAUAGUUUAAUGAUUGGUGUGUUUGAUUGUGUGUAUCGUGUAUAUUAUAACUACGAAUAAAGUUAUCGAAGAGCUGACGUGAUGCACCAGUGAUGGAUAAAAUCUGCAGUUUAGCAGCAUAAAAGUGAUUCUGCUGUGUUGAGAGUGUUAUCCAUAAUGGCAGACGAAGGAGGCGUUAUUCUAACCUCUCCAGCGUCUGGAGUUCAUGGGCGCCACAGUCGAAGAAUAAAAUUAAGUGAUCAGCAGUUGGAAUCAAUAACACGGGAAGAACUCGUAAGAAAUUGGAGAGAACUGGACUCGUACGUCGAUGUACUUGAAUCUCAAGUAGCAAACCAGGAAGCUGAAUUGAAUAAUCUGCGAGAAUCGGAGGAUCGUAUAAGACAGCAACAUAUUGAAUCCUCGCACAGGGAGAAAGUUUUGGUGCGGCGACUUGCCACCAAGGAACAGGAAAUGCAGGAAUAUGCUAAUCAGAUUGCAGAGCUGAAAGCUGCCCAAGCUCCAGGAGCAACGGCUCUGCGCACUGCACUUCUUGAUCCUUCAGUGAAUCUGCUACUUCAGCGGCUGCGCCAGGAACUGCUGUCCACAAGGGCACGCUUAGAAGAGACACAGAAUGAGCUCAGUGCUUGGAAGUUCACACCAGACAGCAAUACUGGUAAAAGGCUAAUGGCCAAAUGCAGGCUUCUUAUCAAGAGAAUGAAGAACUGGGGACGUAUGAUUUCUAGUGGCAGACUUGCAAAACUUGAGGGAGAUUUAGCACUGCAAAAAAGCUUUAGUGAAGAAGUGAAAAAAUCCCAGUCUGAACUAGAUGAAUUUCUUCAAGAUUUGGAUGAAGACGUGGAAGGAAUGCAGGGUACAAUAUAUUUUUUACAACAGGAACUGCGUAAAGCAAAGGAAUCAAAUGCUGCCCUACAGCAAGAGAAUUCUGCUUUGAAAUCUGGUGGAGUGACAACAACAGAGCAUAAUACUGGUUUACGAACAAGUGAGGUGGGAAGGGAAUCGAGGCCACGGACGCCUUUGUGUCAUAAUGGGAUAAGGGAGAAAGGGGAGGAUGACUCUAGAGGUUGGGAUGAGCGGACUCAAGGGUCAGAUAGGCCACUAACCAGGGACACAUCCUCAUCCCAGUCACCAGGUACUGAAAAUGCAGCAGACCGUCCGGCAGGCCGAGAUGGGUCUCAUCCACCACAGCAGCCACCUCCUGAGGAAGACAGUGUGUCUUGUGAUGCUAGGUCCCCAGAAGAUACCCGUCUGUCCCCUCAGCGUAGACCUCAUAGUCAGUAUGAGGAAUCGAACGAUUCAACGAAUGUACAUUCCAGCAUCCCCCCUAGGACGUCUCAGAAUAGUGAGAGGAACUGGCAAAAAGUUAUCGUUGAGCAAGAUGACUCUUCUAGUGACUCAAGUGAAUUAAUACUUAAGAUUGAAUCUGAAGACAUCGCUGAUGAUGAUUUGGAUCCCCAGAGUUCUGAUGCUGGAGCUGAAACCAACAAAGUGGGUAACAGUGUGAAUGAGAGAGACAGGAGUGUGCCCAUUAGUGCAGAUAGGACUGCAGAUCGUAGUGAUGUCAUAAAAGAGCAGUCGAGGGAUGGCAGAGACUCCCCAUCAUCCAGGAAAAGAACAUGUUCAAAUGAUGACAGCAGUAAUGAUAGUGACAAUGUACCAUUGAUAAAAAAAGUACGCCGUGAUUCAGAAAUUUCCCUUCAUUAUAAUGAGGAGGAGGAUGAUGCAGGCCUGACAAAUGGAGAGAGUGGUGUUUCAGGUAGUAGGACUAGUGGGAAGUAAUGCAUAAUUAUUUUGCAUAAUCACAUGUGUAGUAUUUAUCAGCAUAACGUGAUAUGUUUUAUUCCCAGUUUAUUUAAGUGCAGUCUCACAAAUUUUAUAAUAUGUUUUGAACAUCCAGAUUUAUUGUGGUAGAAAGUUGUCAGCUAUAAUUUUGUAUACAGUAUGUGUAAAGUUACAUGCAGAUGUAAAAUAAAAUGUUUUAUGAAUAUUGA
This is a messenger RNA of Schistocerca piceifrons (Central American locust), 2033 nucleotides long. RefSeq names its product pre-mRNA-splicing regulator WTAP (gene fl(2)d). Lineage: Eukaryota; Metazoa; Arthropoda; Insecta; Orthoptera; Acrididae. The record is from RefSeq and is a predicted model, not a curated record. Gene Ontology annotation, cellular component: nucleus. Gene Ontology annotation, biological process: regulation of alternative mRNA splicing, via spliceosome.